UAUAUGUAUAUAUAUAUAUAUAUAUGUAUAAGAGUUCUCCCAUUGCUAGCAUUUCCUAUUCAUAUUUCGGAAGGCUAAAAGGACUAGCAGUUAUAUAUAUAUAUAUAUAAUAUUUUCUUGAGCUAGCCCCAGAAGUUUCCAGUCCGUAUGGCCAGCACUCUAUUAUUACUGGUGCUACUUGUAUCUAUGAUUACGAUGGUGGUCAUCUCUGCAUUUGGUGGAAAGUUCUACCAAGGUUUGGACAUCAUAUGGGGAAGUGGAAAUGCCAAGAUACUCAACAAUGGGGAGUUAAUUACACUGUCCCUUGAUAGGAUUUCUGGGUCAGGUUUUCAGUCUAAAAAUGAAUAUCUAUUUGGGGAGAUCAAUAUGCAACUGAAGCUUGUUCCUGGCGACUCUGCUGGCACUGUCACUUCCUACUACCUGUCCUCAAAGGGGCCUUCAUGGGAUGAGAUAGAUUUUAAAUUUCUGGGAAAUUUGAGUGGCGACACUAAUGUAAUUGUUCAAGGCAAAGGUGACAGAGAGCAACAAUUUCAUCUUUAGUUCGAUCCAACUGAUUUCCAUAACUAUUCCAUCAUCUGGAAUCUCCUCCCCUCCCUGUUAUCUGUUGUGGAAGCUCUCUAUCGAUGACCAAUAAAACAAUUCAAGAACUUGAACUCCAGUGGCAUUCCAUUACCAAAGAAUCAACCAAUGAGGUUGCACUCAAGUAUAUAGAAUGGUGAUGACUGGAUUACAAGAGAUGGGCUCAUCAAAAUAGACCGGACAAGAGCUCCAUUCACUUCUUUCUUCAGCAACUUCAAUGUGAGAGCCUGUGUGUGGUCUUCCAGUGGAUCUUCUUGCGAUGUAAAGUCCCCAUCUGCAAGACCCAUAGAUUAUAAAUGGCUGAAAAAGGGGCUUCAUGUGACAAGUCUUGAAAGGCUAAAGUGGGUGCAGAAAAAUUACAUGAUAUAUAACUACUGCACAGAUAUCAAGCGUUUUCCUCGGGGUCUGCCCCCAGAAUGUGCAGUCACUGCUACCACUUAGAGAUGGCUACCAUCACAAUUAACAUUAUAAUAAUAUAUAAUAAUAUCCCUUAUAUACCUCUACUAUAUUCUUAUAUGUCAAAGAAAAAUUGUUAUCAGGGGUGUGAGCCAGA
Molecule: messenger RNA, 1132 nt
Organism: Ricinus communis (castor bean)
Lineage: Eukaryota; Viridiplantae; Streptophyta; Magnoliopsida; Malpighiales; Euphorbiaceae
Product: probable xyloglucan endotransglucosylase/hydrolase protein 25
Biological process (GO): xyloglucan metabolic process; cell wall biogenesis
Cellular component (GO): apoplast; cell wall
Molecular function (GO): hydrolase activity, hydrolyzing O-glycosyl compounds; xyloglucan:xyloglucosyl transferase activity
Source: RefSeq, a predicted model, not a curated record